Saccostrea cuccullata (small rock oyster) is the source of this 441-nucleotide messenger RNA. RefSeq lists its product as uncharacterized. The transcript is spliced from 4 exons. The record is from RefSeq and is a predicted model, not a curated record. Lineage: Eukaryota; Metazoa; Mollusca; Bivalvia; Ostreida; Ostreidae. Bases 1 to 330 code for a protein of 109 amino acids.
AUGGAGAUAUGGAAAGCAAAAGGAGAAUGUAAUAUGUUAAACAUACAGUCAGAUAAAGGAUUCAGUUCUGUUGAUGCAGUGAUUGAGUCUCUUCUUAAAGAUGCACAUGCAGGCGAACAACCUCUUCAAUCAGAUGUAGAGUCUAAUGGUGGAGAGUCAGAUAAAGGAUCCAGUUCUGUUGAUGCAGUGAUUGUGUCUCUUCUUGAAGAUGCACAUGCAGGUGACCACCCUCAUCAGUCAGACGUAGAGUUUAAUGAUGGAGAGUCAGAGUCUGAUAUGGAUGAUUCUGAUAAAACUUGGAUUGAUUCAGAUAGUGAUCCUGAUGAGUAAAAGCGAUUCUGAUAACGCAUCACAAUAAAUUACUGCCGUAUCGUGGAAGUCAGCCACCGAAGUGGGUCCAGAACAUUGUACAAAAAUAAAAGAAAAUUUAGUUAGGUGCCU